Molecule: messenger RNA, 2769 nt
Organism: Solea senegalensis (Senegalese sole)
Lineage: Eukaryota; Metazoa; Chordata; Actinopteri; Pleuronectiformes; Soleidae
Product: protein-glutamine gamma-glutamyltransferase 2-like
Exons: 15
Coding region: 75-2273 (732 amino acids)
Biological process (GO): peptide cross-linking
Molecular function (GO): protein-glutamine gamma-glutamyltransferase activity
Source: RefSeq, a predicted model, not a curated record
AAGUUGACUGACUAGUUGGCAUUGGGGGUGUGUCAAAUGAAGUGCACAGAUGUUUGUCAGUACUGAGGUGGUGCAUGCUUGUCAUACCUUCAGUCGAUCGCAGCUCCUGCUGUCAAACCAUGGACCACGGGCAACAGACAACGCACAACUCUGGCUCCGGUGGCCAUUGCCGGCUAAAAUUAGUCGACUUUCAGGUGCAUGAAAAUCACACUUCUCAUGAGACAGAGGGCCUCAGCCAAAAGCUCCUGGUGCUGCGACGUGGGAAACCAUUCAGAGUCACUCUGCUGUUUCGUGACCAGUCAUGGAAUCCUCAUGCGGAGAAUCUGGUCCUGCAGGUCAUCCUAGGCCAUCUGUCACAGAAGAUCCUAGUCCGGUUCACUGACAAACUGCCCAGCAUCUAUCACUGGUCAGCCACAGUCCUCUCAGGUCACGUGGAUCUCAUGGCUGUCACCAUCAAUGUCUGCUCUCCUGUUUUCUCUUCGGUGGGCCUGUAUAAGCUCCUGGUGCACAUAGAGUCCAGACGGGGACGGAGGAGCUACGCAGUGGGGUCAUUUGUGCUGCUCUACAACCCUUGGCUGAAAGGAGAUCCAGUGUACAUGCCGCAAGAUGCCCAAUUACAAGAGUAUGUCAAGAGCGACUAUGGGCUGGUGUACAUGGGCACCAACAUAAAUGUCAGUGAGCGCCCGUGGUCGUUUGGACAGUAUGAACCCGGGGUCCUGGAGGCCUGUCUGCAGCUCCUGCAGAUCAGCCCACAGCACCUCGACGACCAAGACCAAGACUUUAUAAGACGAGCGGACCCCGUCUACCUCAGCAGGGUGGUGUGUUCUAUGGUCAACAAUGAUGAUGACAUGGGGAUUCUGAUGGGGAAGUGGCAGGGCAGUUAUGAGGGUGGUGUUAACCCGACAGCGUGGAGUGGCAGCGCUGACAUCCUUCACCGCUGGGUCUCAUCCAAAUUCAAGCCAGUGUGCUUUGGACAGUGCUGGGUCUUUGCAUCCGUCCUCUGCACAGUAAUGAGAGUGCUGGGGAUUCCCUCCAGAGUGGUGACUGUUUUUAAUGCAGCCCACGAUGGUAACGCCAACAUGAAAAUUGAGGAGUUUUACUCGUCUACUGGGGAGAAGCUCAACCUGUCAAAGGACAGCAUUUGGAACUUCCAUGUAUGGGUGGAGAGCUGGAUGCGAAGACCAGACCUCGGUGAAAGGUUUGAUGGCUGGCAAGUAGUGGACCCAACCCCACAAGAGAAGAGCGCUGGGGUUUAUGUCUGUGGCCCUUGCCCAGUAGCUGCUGUUCAGCAGAAAGUCUUGCGUGCCCAAUAUGACACGCCGUUCAUCUAUGCCUCUGUUGAUGCUGAUGUGGUUCGGCUGAUCGUGCGCCAAGGAAUGGUGGUGGGCAGGACGGUGGACACCCUGUGUGUGGGGCAGCUGAUCUACACCAAGAGUGUUGACUCGGACGAUCCGAAGAAUCUGACGGACACUUAUAAGUUAACACGACCAGUAAGCACGAGGAUGUGCACCAGGUCAUCAGGUGAAGUCAGUGGAAGAGAAGGACCAAUGGCCAUGAUGAUGUGCACCAGGUCCUUAGCUGAAGUCAGUGGAAGAGAAGAGGAUUCGACAUCUGUUCUGGACGUGUCCCUGAAAAUAGAGGGCAAACCAACAGUGGGCGAAAGCAUUCGCUUGUGCAUAAAUAUCAAAAAUAACACAUUCAACAAGAAGGUCCUGAUGGAGCAUGUCAACGCUCAGAUUAAAGAGUACAACAGCAGCCCACAGGAGAGCUUCUGGAAAGUCCACCAAGAGGUGCACAUGAGUCCAUCUGAAGUGUUGACACUCCGUCACACCAUCCCUCCAUCCGAGUACGAGUCGUUCGUGUCGUCUGACGACAUAGUGAAUGUUGCAGUGGUGAUGAAGGACAUGGUGACUGAAGAAAGAGUCCUGGAGACACUGGAGUUCAACAUGACUUCACCAAAGAUAACCAUAGAGGUCGAAGGAGGGGACAGCAUCCAGGUGAGGAUGGAGCAUACAGCCCGCGUGUCCUUCACCAACAUAUUUAGCAAGGCUCUGAAUGGAGCUGUGCUCACUGUGGAGGGAUCUGGCCUGUUAAAGGACAAACAGGUAGAGAGACUGACUUGUCUAAAGCCCGGUGAGAAGAUUGAGAAGACAGUGUCCUUCACGGCCAAUUCAACCGGCACCAAAGUGCUGAUGUCCACAUUCUCACACGACGGAAGCCCCACUGUCGUUUCCAGGGGUUUCCACAAAGUCAAAGUCACGGCUGCAUCAUAAGGAGAAGACAAACAGUAUGUCCUUCCAAACAUGUUAAACCUCCUGACUACAUAAGACCAAUCAAGCCUUUGGGACCAGUGAUAUCUUUACACUUACUAGCCUACAAUGCUUUGUGAUUUUUCUUCUUCUGUGAUUAUUAUCAGCAUUACUGUUUUGGCGUCUCAUGCUCAAAUUGUUGUUUGCUUGAUUGAGCUCGAAGCAUGACACUAUCAGACUCGUACAGAGGUGUGUUUGCAUGUGCCCUAAAUGUACUCGCACCAUCCACUUAUAUAAAAUCCUCUGUCCUACUGAUUAUGAAACGUAUUAAUGUCAAAUGUAAAUGGACAAUCAAGUAUCUAAAUAUUUAAUUCAAGUUGUAUCGGAAGCCCGCAGCCAAGAGAAAAGGAAUUGGGCUUGUAACUUUAGGGUUGCUGGGUAAAAUACCAAGGGUAGUGGUGCCCCUAAGCAAGGCACCCAAUCCCCCAUUGCACCCUGGGUGCAGAUAAGUGCUGUCCAC